Molecule: messenger RNA, 1143 nt
Organism: Aspergillus caelatus
Lineage: Eukaryota; Fungi; Ascomycota; Eurotiomycetes; Eurotiales; Aspergillaceae
Product: alpha-hydroxy acid oxidase
Exons: 3
Coding region: 1-1143 (380 amino acids)
Molecular function (GO): FMN binding; oxidoreductase activity
Source: RefSeq, a predicted model, not a curated record
AUGGCGAAAGUAAAGCUUCCAAAGCAUAUAUACGAGUUUUAUGCUUCGGGCUCAGAUUCGCAAAGCGCGCUCGCGCGCAACGAGAAUGCAUUCAACAGGCUCUGUAUCCGCCCGCGUGUUUUGAUAGAUGUUUCAAACAUCGACACGUCAAUCGAGAUACUCGGUCACCGAUGUUCCAUGCCAAUCGGUAUUGCGCCAAGCGCCAUGCAGAAACUGGCCGGGGGAAAUGGCGAGCUUGAUAUCGCACGGGCAGCGGUAAAGAUGGGGCUGAAUCUUACUUUAUCCUCCCAAUCCACCACUGCUCUUGAAGAAGUAUCGGGGACUCGCGAACAUGGGUUAAUGGACAGUCUUCCACCCCCUCCAUUUUGGAUGCAGAUUUACCUUUAUGAGGAUGUUCAGAAAAGCAUUGGACUGAUACACCGUGCAGAAGCUGCCGGAUACCAAGCUCUGAUACUUACUGUCGACACUCCCGUAUUGGGCAAUCGGCUUUCAGAGAGAAAAACCGCAGUUGUGUUGCCAGAAGGCAUGGGGCUUCCAAAUCUGGACGCUGCCAAGCCAAAAUCGAAGGCACAGCCUAGCCUGAACAGACAAUUGAUGAAUGCGCGGUCUGCAGCGGAGGCACAAUCCCUCCGUGAUAAGGCAGGAUCCAAAAUGCACAGCUCCAGCUUAACAUGGGAGAAGACAAUCAAUUUUUUGCGGUCGGUCACGAAAAUGAAGAUUAUUUUGAAGGGAAUCAUGACGGGCGAAGAUGCUUUCCUCGCAGUUCAGCAUAAAGUCGAUGGUAUCAUUGUCUCAAAUCAUGGAGGGCGACAACUCGACUCUGCCUCUUCAACCAUCGAAGCUUUGCCUGAGGUUGCGGAUGCGGUCCAAAAAGCGAUUCCUGUCAUAUUGGACGGUGGUGUGAGGAAUGGGGAGGCAGUCUUCAAGUCCCUUGCUCUUGGAGCCGACUUUGUUCUCAUUGGUAGACCGGCACUUUGGGGCCUCGCUUACAAAGGUCAGGAAGGCGUCGAGACCGUUUUUAACAUAAUGGAACGCGAGUUGAACCGCACGAUGGCGCUUGCUGGAACAAGAAAUGUUGAAGAAAUCACAAAAGACAAGAUAGGGGUGAUUGCGAAGCAUGGAUUCGGAGUUUCAAAACUGUAA